GUUUUUAUUCGGCGCUUGUUGUACCGAAGCAGAAUAGGUGUUAACCACCGUACAGGUCCUCCAGUUCGUCUCUAAAUCACAUCAGCUCCAACCCUAGAGACAGUCGAAUACUCAUGCUUAUCCUACGUAAUAGCUAAUCAAAUGUUAUACAGACGCUUAUCUUGUUUCUUGUCAUGUUUCCUGCUUCACGCUGAACCGCCAUUCGCUGUUCCAUUUAAGCUGUGGCUUGUGGCCAACGUCGGUUCAAGGCCACAUGACAGAACGUUGCCAACCAAUCAGCAGCCCAAUCAGCGCCUGAGCCACACUCUCACAAUAAACAGCUGUCUCGUUAGAAUAGUCCAACCCCUAUCGACGCACUAUACUUGGCCAUCACUCAGUGGACAUUAUGUCGUCCGCGACGGUUUCAAGGAAAGUCUUAGACGAGGCUCGGAAUAAGAGGAAUCGAUCUGUUUUCCUGCGUGAUAUCAUUGUCAUUCGACUCAUCAACGCUUGGUGGAUAGCUACCUUUUUCCAACCAGAUGAGUUCUUCCAAUCUCUUGAGCCAGCUUGGGAUUUGGCUUUUGGCUCCAGGAGCGGUGCAUGGUUAACUUGGGUUUGUUUUUUUUUUUUUUUUUUUUAUCUUCUCGUUUAUAUCUACCUGUCGUAGAAACACCCAUGUGUGUUUCCUCCUUCAUAUGUGGUUGUUUUACCAGUUGCGAGGUGACAACACACCACUUACACCAUACCAGCUACUACAAGUUCACAGUCGAUUAUAGCCACUAACAGAAUUUGUUAGGAAUGGAAACAUCAACUCAGAACCUCUCUUCACCCAGCUCUCUUUGCCGGGGUCUAUCUCAUCGCAGACUUCAUCUCCAGCCGCAUCCUCCCUAUAGGCAUCCUCCGCGCUGCCAUCCUCGUCGCAGCCCCGAAAGCCCUUCAAGCCGUAAUUGCUGGUCUUGGUGACUGGUACACCUGGCAACUCGCCGUGUCUAUUUAUGGAGCCAACAGCAAUGUCUCCUUCUUUGCACUCUUUCUUCAACUCUUCAACCCCUGGCAAUGGUACUGCUCUACACGUACCUUUUCCAACUCUCUUGAAACGACUCUCACUGUUAUGGCGUUGUAUUAUUGGCCUUGGGAACUUGUCAGUGCUGCACAGACAACAAAGGAGAAUCCCAAACCCACCCCUGUUCUCAAGAGUCUCUGGUCGCUUCGUGCGUCUCUGUGCCUGGCAGCAUUGGCCGUCGUUCUUCGACCGACCAACGUCCUCAUCUGGGCGACUAUUGUCUUCUUCACCCUCACCCGAAUCUCACUACAAGGUUCUUCACCGCUCACAAUUUCGACUGUGUUUGUAUUGAUUCGCGAGGCAAUUCUCUGCGGCUCUCUAAUCUUGGUCAUUUCCAUCGCAUCAGAUCGUCUAUACUUUGGCUUCUGGACAUUCCCUGCGUACAACUUCCUCAACUUCAACCUCUCCAAAUCCCUCGCUGUGUUCUAUGGCCGCAAUCCAUGGCACUACUACAUUCUUCAGGGUCUCCCUCUUAUCUGCACCACUAGUCUUCCCUUUGCAAUUAUGGCUCUGUACAAGUCAAGUGCAUUUGCCUCAUCAACGAGCCAGUCUAAUACACUGAAGACACUCGCAUAUACCGUCUUCACAACUAUCGGCGCGCUUUCACUCAUCUCUCAUAAGGAGGUUCGCUUCAUCUAUCCUCUUCUUCCAGCACUCAGCAUCCUCUCCGCUCCCGUUGCUGCCUCAUUCUUCACUUUCCAGCCAGAUGCUACAACCAACAACCCCCGUCCUCGGCCUCAAAUCCGCAAUAAGCACUAUCUCUUGGCUGCCCUGGGCGUCAACGUCUUUCUCGCAGGAUAUCUGUCUUUCUUCCACCAAACAGCCCCCCUCAAUGUUCUUACAUACCUCCGCCAUGAGUACGAACGCAUCCACCCAGACUCAGUUCAACUCGCCCAGACUUCUCGCUUCUCUGUUGGCCCUGGGAAAGACGAAGAGUUAUUCGCCCUUUUCCUCAUGCCUUGCCAUUCUACCCCUUGGCGAUCCCAUCUAGUAUACCCUGGUCUACGAGCUUACGCCCUCACUUGUGAACCACCUCUUCACACUGAGCCAAACACUCCUGAGCGGGAGAACUAUCGUGAUGAGGCCGAUCGCUUUUACGACAACCCUAUUCCCUUUCUUACUUCGGAGCUAUUUGGACCAGAAAAGCCACUUGCUGUCCCUCGCUACAUCGUCGGUUUCGACGGUAUCGAGCCAUGGCUACAGGACUUCGUCAAGACCCCUGAGGCGCAGGCUCUCGGUCUCACACAGGUGCGCCCUGUUUGGAAGGGCUUCAAUGGUUUGUUUAACGAAGAUUGGCGACGCUCGGGAAAGAUGAUUGUGUGGGACACUGUUAUUUACGAUAACGCACCUCCAGCGAAGGAGUCGUAGAUUGGCCGUGCAAAUUUUGGAUGAGUAUUGAGUGUAUACUAAGAAUGUAAGCCCUUGAGCAACCAGCGUAUGCAUCAAACUAUGAAAACUGCUUGGAUUUCAUAUCUUUGUUGUAGUAACCUGUACUCCUUGACUAUACUCCUCCACCCGCUCAAAUGAAAUAAAGCUCACCAUCACACCAGGCUACAUUACAUACAUGUAAUCGACUUAUAAGGGUGGUAGAGGGUCUAAGUAGGGUUCAGUCGAUAAACCCGUCUCCCGCAUAUCCAUCAUGAUGUCCAUCUCAUUCUCCCUAAAAAUAAACUAAAAAGAAAAGGCUAUCCUGCCGUGAUACUACUUCAACCAUUCCAAAAUACUCUUCCCAUUUAAACUAGAACGCUUUUCUCC
Messenger RNA from Fusarium odoratissimum NRRL 54006, 2797 nucleotides. Its product is annotated as GPI mannosyltransferase 3. Gene Ontology annotation, molecular function: alpha-1,2-mannosyltransferase activity. The transcript has 2 exons. The record is from RefSeq and is a predicted model, not a curated record. Gene Ontology annotation, cellular component: endoplasmic reticulum membrane. Gene Ontology annotation, biological process: GPI anchor biosynthetic process. NCBI's taxonomy places the organism in Eukaryota, Fungi, Ascomycota, Sordariomycetes, Hypocreales, Nectriaceae. The coding region runs from base 1091 to 2410 and encodes 439 amino acids.